Molecule: messenger RNA, 842 nt
Organism: Cucumis sativus (cucumber)
Lineage: Eukaryota; Viridiplantae; Streptophyta; Magnoliopsida; Cucurbitales; Cucurbitaceae
Exons: 2
Coding region: 126-452 (108 amino acids)
Source: RefSeq, a predicted model, not a curated record
UUAUCUCUUCGCAGUGUACAAAACAGUGGUCACACUUUUACCUUUAUAUAUAUGCUUCAUUUUUUCCCUAAUUCAUACCAUAUUAUCCUUCCAAUUCUCAAACAAAUCAUAAGGGUUUUGCAGUAAUGAUUAUGAUGAAGAGGGUGCUUCUUCUCUUUGCUGCCUUGUUGUUGCUCCUCAUGGCAGACGCUGUUAUUGUCGAGAAGAAGGGUGCACGUAAGCUAGCUCAAGGCUUCAGUGAGCGAAGAACCCCCAAAGCAGGAGUGUUCAACGAUGCAAAUGAGUCUGACCUUGAGAACACUGAUGUUGCUCCUGACGACGUUGUAGCUAACAACAACGUUAACGAUGACAAUGAAGAUGACGAUGCCAAUCUUGGUUAUAAAAAUUACGGAAAGGGCUCUGAUACUGAAACUCACCGAUACUUCUCAAGUGAUAAGCCAUAUAGACCCUAGAAAGUCUUUCUAAGAUCAUCAUCACCAUUGUCUUCGUCUUCGUCCAAGGUAGUCAAUUGUAAAGACAUGAAGUGUUUUUCUGUGUUGCAAUAAACUGUGAAAUGUGCAUGGGAUGUGCCUGCUUUAUAAGAGCUAAGCCCUAUAGUUAAAAAGAGAUGGUUGGCUUUAUAUUAAGCAUGGCAAGCUUUUGGCAUUUCAUAGAGUUUGAUGUUCGAUGUGUGUUGUGAAAAAUAGAAUAUAUUUUGAAUAAUGUGGAUGAAAUCAAAAUAUAUUAUGUGUAUCAUAAAUUAUAUGCUAUGGCGUUAUGAUUUUGGGUCUUGUAACUAUUUUAUGAAAGGAAAAAUGACUAAUAUAAAGUUGGUGAUGAUCUUAAUCUUAUUAUUAGUAAUA